Molecule: messenger RNA, 18974 nt
Organism: Adelges cooleyi (spruce gall adelgid)
Lineage: Eukaryota; Metazoa; Arthropoda; Insecta; Hemiptera; Adelgidae
Product: titin homolog
Exons: 43
Coding region: 430-18771 (6113 amino acids)
Biological process (GO): protein phosphorylation
Molecular function (GO): protein kinase activity; ATP binding; protein binding
Source: RefSeq, a predicted model, not a curated record
AGAAGAGAUGAAAAAAAUUGAAAAAAAAUAAAAAAUGAGAAUAACAAAAAAUUUUAAAAUAGCCACCGGAUUACCGCAACGUUACCACAGUAACUGCGCAUGUAGAACCGCCGGCCCCCUCUUGUUUCGCAACGGCCAAGACGACCGUUGACGGUUCCGGCAGAGAUUAGAUUCGAAACUCGCGUGCGCCGCUGAUCCUCUCCGGUGUCUCUCCGACCGUGUCCGCCGCUCAUCCGUCGGUCUGGUGAAGUUCAAGUUUGUGUGUGUGUGUGUGUGAAGAAGCCCCAGCGAAUCGACCGGUUCGAUUUAAACACACCAUCAGCGAACAGACCGUCGAUUGCGGGCAGUGGAAACCGCAAAAGGUCGCGAGAAAGCGAUGCUGCGCUUACGUAUGAAACCUCCCCCCAUAACCCUCUAAAAACCCUUAGAAUGAAACCGAUUAUCCCGAACUACUGCAAAGAUCAUAGACCAAUAGAUUCUCCCGACAUGUCCAGCCAAGAUAUUUGCGCACCAGUAUUCCUUAGACGGCUCAAUGAUUUACACGUCAGAGUGGGUGGCCGCACUAGGUUACUGAUCGAACUGGAAGACUCUGCAGACGUCCAGGUCCGCUGGUACAAAAACAAUCAAGCCGCUCAAAGCGAGAGAUACCAAUGCAUACACGAAGGAGGGUUCUAUUGUUUGGAUAUUGUUCCGGUGACCCUGGAAGACGAAGGUCUUUGGGUGUGUACGGCACAAAAUCUCAUUGGAAAAUCGUCGACAGCGGCGAGAUUGACACUCACGGUGCCAAAAGCGUUUAAAAAACCAAUAUUCGUCGAAGGCCUUAAAGCCAUACUUACACAACGCGGAAUAGUUUCCUUAGAGUGUAAAGUAAUCGGCGUACCGACGCCAAAAUUGCGUUGGUUCAAAGACGGAAAGGAAGUCAAAGCGGGGGACAUAUUUGCCCUGACAGCAAAUUCCAACGAUGAUUGUCUGGGAAUUUAUACUUGCGAAGCUUCCAACGUUAUGGGUAUCUCAACCUCUACAUCAAGAAUACACGUGACCCAUACCAAACUUGACGGUGAAUUAGACUCAGAUAGCCUAGUACCCUACGGACCACCGCCAAAGUUUAUAAAAGGUCUAGAGAACGCUUCCGGGAAAGUAGGAGGUGUACUCGUCUUAAAAUGCCAAGUCGAUGUCCCUCCAUGGCCUCGAAGUGUAGGAUGGUAUAACAAUAACGGCAUUGUGGACGAAGGGCCGUUAUAUCAUUUAAUAGCUGACGGUCUAGGCAUGUAUGGCGUUGAAAUAAAAACCCUUCGAGCUGACCAUAACUCCAAGUGGAAGUGUAUAGCUUCUAGUGCGACUGGAGCAAAAGCCGUCACCACUUGUACGCUCUCGGUAUCUUAUCCAAAGAAUUACCGAGUUCCAAGAUUUUUAGAAAGUCUAAGAGCUAUCAUGACUGACGAAGGCAUGGUGAGUUUUGAGUGCAAAGUCAUAGGGUAUCCUACACCACAGCUAUCGUGGUUUAAAGAUGGCAAACAACUUCAACCCGGAGAUGUGUAUGAAUUAACGGGAAGUAAAUCUCUAGGAAGUUACUGUUGUUUGGCUCAAAACUGUAUGGGUGAAGCUAGCAGCUUUGCUGAACUGACGGUUGAAGAUAUUGAAAAUCAACUUAAUGACAACGAAAGACUUCAACUUACAUCAACCACGCAGCCACCACGGUUUAUUGUUGGACUUAAAAGCGCUGAGGCCAAUAUAAACGAACCAUUGGUUUUCACCGUUAAAGUGACGACGGAACCAGAACCUUCUAUUAGUUGGUUUAGAGAAAAUGAACAUGUAACCGAAUCGGAUCAUUACAGAAUGUCAUGCGAACAAAAUGGAACUUAUUUUUUAAGUUUAGGGCCUAUAGAAAUAGUAGAUCAAGCCGAAUGGAAAUGUGUGGCAAUUAAUAAAUAUGGACAGACCGUGACGUCCAGUUAUUUAAAGCUUAAUAUACCGAAAAAUUUCAAAACACCAAAGUUCUUAGAAGAGUUAAGAAUUGCUUUUUCAAACGAGGGGUCUGUCAAUUUAGAAUGCAAAGUUAUUGGUGUACCGCAACCUCAACUAAAAUGGUUUAAAGACGGCCAACAGUUAAACCCUGGAGACAUGCAUAAAAUUAUAUCCGGCCAAGGGGGAACUUGCUGUUUGGGAACGUACACAUGCCAAGCCCAUAACUGCAUGGGCACGGUAUCUAGUUCAGCAACAUUAAUGACGAUAGAAGACAAAUCCACGGUUAAAUCCUGCUUUACCGACGAAUACCUAUCAGUAGAUAAUCCUCUUGUAAGGAAUGAGUCUCUAUCUACAAUAUUAGAAGAACGGACAAGUCAAAUGGAAAAGUCGUAUACAAUCGAGGAGCCGGCCGAUGUAUCCUUUUCGUUCGACGGCAAAGAAGUGACCGUAUCGUUGUAUGAAACGCCAGACCUCACACACGACGAAGCUUUACAAAUCAUCGAGAUGUAUGCAGAUGAACUGUCUGAAAAUAUUACAGAGGACAAUUUCGUUGAUUUGCCAUCGUUGCGUAUCGUUAAAGAAUCGUCGAUAUCGGGUCAUGUUUUAAUGGAAGCGUUGGUUAUUGACGUUCCAGUAGGUUUUUGUAGACAACAAACUGUAUCUGACACAGACAUGGAUGCUUUUUCUAUUACUGAAGAUACUACUUUGCCACACAACGAUAAACGCGAUAGUCUGGCCGAUAAUAGCUUAGAGUUUUUCUCAGAGCACUUGUCAGAGCAAAAUAGCAAAUCUAGUAAUUCAAAAAAAGAUGAAUUCUACAGCGCCAGUGAGGUAACACCUAACACCUCUUCAGAAAUCCAAAAACAAAUAUCGGAAGAGGACGGUUAUGCAGAAUUUCAAACACCUAAAUUAUUUAUGUCGGAUUCAGAUGAUCAAAUGUUAACUCAAUUAAAUUUGGGCAAAGAACAGAGAACUCAAAAUUCCCGCAAAGUAAUGGAAGCCUUGGGACGAUCCGAAAGUAAAAAUACAGAAGAAGAAGUAACCGAAUCGCUCGCUGAAGUGGAAAACGAACAAACCAUACCGGAUAAUUAUUACAUGGCUGAAAUCCUAGCACAGUCCGACGAGGAUGGAUUGUAUUCAACAGUAUUGAACAAAAUCCGAGGUAAAGACGCUGCGACUGUAGCGUUAAGCAUGGAAGAAGACGAUAUAUUGAAAAUUAUAUCCAGACCUAACGUCGAGGAGUUUUUAAAGUACAUGAAAAUUAUAUUGGAAGGAACAGCAGUGAAAAUAAGCACUCACGAAAGCUCAAAUUUUACAAGUACACCGACUGAAUUAGAACAUGCUAUCCACGCUCUUCAUUCGUUAGCUUGGAGGUUUGUCGAUGAAACCGAAAAGGCUCAAGUCGCUGAAUUAGAUAGAAAAACUAUCGAAAAUGUUUCAAACUUAAUGACCGCUAUUAAUGCUAGUUUGUUAGCGCUAGAACAAUUCGACGAUCCGUUCGGAGUAUCGGACAAUAUAUUUAAUGAAAUUCAAUCGUCGAUUCGUUUCGACUUAGAAACGAUUAAUAAUUCAAGUAUGUCAGCCGAACAAGUAUUAGAUAGUCUAUCGGAACAAAUAAAUAACUUCACAUCUAUCGUGAACCGACAGGUGUCGCAGGUGACUGAACAGCGAAUUAUUGCGGUCUUACGCAACACUAUUGGAACUACGUUAGUUUAUAUAAAAACGUUACAGCAAAAUUCUGCAAAAAUAAAAAUAAUAGAACCCAAUUUACUGGUGCCGCUAUUUUCUAUGAUCCAACCACUCGAGGUUAUUUUAAACGAUAUAAUGUCCAUCGAAGACACACCUCAGGACAAAAAUGCGACAAACACAAAAUUAAAGCAAAUGUUAAUACCGCAAAUCAGUUCAAUCGCAUUUUUUUUGGACAAUCUGUGUGCUGUGUUUCGUAAUAAAAACCUUGAGGAAGAUCAAGAUUUAAAAAAUCUUUUUGAAAGAAUUAACGACGCUGCUAUUCAGUUCAUGUCUUUGGCUUCACAAGGGGCAAAAAGUAAUAGCUUAGCUGAGUGUUUCAUUAUGUUCACCAAGCCGAUAAACGAUUUGUGUUGUCAUCUAAAGAGACUCGGUAGAUCGACGGAAAACAUCGUGUCGUCAGAUUACGGAUCCGACGAUAAACUCCUAAUGGAUUUCGAGACAUUAUUCGAUGAACUAAUGGUGGACAUUGACACCUUGGUAAACAACGUGAAUACAGUACGCGAUUUCGAGAAUAAUGUAAAUCCACUUAGUAGCUUAUUGGAACCUUUGCAGGAUAUGAAAAUCGGUUUGUUCCAAGUUAAUCAAGUGCUCUUAGCCAAUCAUACUGGUUCGAACAUGAGUUAUGAAGUAAUCAGUUGUUUCGAGAAUUUGUCACAACAACUUAAUCAGCUAAACAAUUGUAUUAUCAAUCAGUCAAUCGUAGAAGAAUCCGAUAAAGAGAUGCCGUUCGAGACGUCUAUAAAAAUGAUGCAGAGUAUACUUUUCGACGAUGCUAUUGACGAUUUAGGUGUCAACGGAAUACUUUUUGGCAGUGUGAUGAAACCGUUGUUGCAAUUGCAAAACUUAAUCGUAACAAAAAUGGCGUCCGUCGAAAGCGAUCUUAGCUUUUCGGAUCAAACCGACUUGACGGGCGAAGCGUUUAGUAAUCAAUCGUUGAGUUGUUCAUCACACAAUGCUUUGAAAAUGAAAGAAAACGAACACUGUAUAGAUGAUAAAAACGAUUCAUCGUCAAAAGACAGUGUGGGACAAAUUACGGUAAAGAGUAACGCUGAAUUAUGCGAAGAACCUUCAAGGACAACGACCCAACACGUUUCCAAUGACAUAGUAAACAACGAAGAACCGAUUUACGCUAAAAAUGUCACCUGUGAUAUUGUGGCCGCGUUCAAAGACGAAGAACCAAAUAUAAUACUGUCCGAAGAAGAGAAUAACAACCAAGGAUUGGACGUGCUAUUCGAAACAGAAGAGUCAAUUCAAAUUUUAGAGUCUAAUUUACCAUCAAAUCAAGUAAAUUCAGAAAAUUUGUUGGUUGCUGAAAAUAGUGAACUCGUAGAUACUACAAUGGUGACAGAAUCGAAUAUAAAUGAUAUUUGUCAAGAAUAUCCACCAGAGUACAUUCCAAAAGAUGCAUUAUUACAAUUAGAUGAAAAUUCUCCAAAUAAAUCUACUACAGUUGAACUGAUUGACGAAGUACAAAAUGUGUUACAAAAAAUAGCGGAAGAUCCAGAUUUAACCGAAGAAGUUGUAGGAUUUCCAUCUGAAAAUGUAAGUUAUGAAUCUGUAAUUGAAGGUUUAAAAUGUUCCAUUAGCACUUUGGAAAAGGAUAAUGAUUUGAUAGUGGAACCGCCUGAAACAGAUAUUUCUAUUGACGAUAUUUCUCAGGUAGAAAGUAAUAAAUACAGUAAACCUAUUGGAAUUGAAGAUUUAAACAAUAAAAAUGAAAAAGCAUUAAACAAAGAUGAACUCGAAUUAUUAGUAGAUUCACCUGAACAUGAAAAUACUAUUAAUAGAAUUGAAUCCAAAAAUGAAGAUUUACAAACAGAAGAAGACGAAAACAUUAAUAAAGAAUCUACAAAACAUAUUAAAGAAGAAAAAAUUGACAUUGUACAAAAUAUAGAAAUUGGUCAAAUUUCAACCGUUACUCAAAAUAUAAGUGUUGAGCCAGUUACAGCUGAGUACUCAUUUGAAAAAACAGAAGACAACAAUAACAUGACUGGUUCGCAAGAAGUUAAACUUGAAGAAACCCUAAAAGAAAUGUGUGUUGAAGACUCAAAUUCAAUUGUGGACAAUUCACUAGAAAAAGCGUUUAAUAAUGGUACAAUUAAUGCUGCUUCUACAGAUAUACUGCAAAUUGAAUUAGUCAGUGACAUGUCUACUAAUACUAUAUCUAGUGAUGGUUCAAAAGAAAAUGUACUUAGUUCCACAAUAAGUGUUGAUCUGCAAGAAGAAAUUAACCAAAUCGAAGAAGUAGGAGAGUUAAACGUUUUAGACAAAAAUCAGUUAGAAUACAAUUUACAAAACAUUAAUUAUAAAGGUGAAGUUGAGAUUGAGGAAAUGGAAACCAAUAAAACAGCUACAAGCACUCAAAAUCAAAUUAUACAGUUAGGAAAACAAAACUAUGGACAGUUGCCUGAAACUGAAUUACAGGAUAUUGUGAGUGACACAAGUAAGAUUAAUGAUAAUAGUGCGACGGCCAUAGUCGUUGAAGAACAAAACGAAUUGUUAAAUGUUAUUUUUGGAAAAACAACUCCUUCUUCUGACGUUGUUAAAAUAUUGGAUGUUAAAGAAGGAAUAUCUGAAACUGUGGAAAUUACUAACAAAAAUGUAGUAGAAAUCAUAGAGCCGUCAUUAGAGUUGAAUACAAUAUCUGAUGAAAGUAUCUUAAGUACAAAGGAAUUGCAAGAAAAAGCAUGUGAAUCGACUGUUGAUGUUAAAUUGCCCAGCGAACAGGCUAAGUUAGAAAAUUCUGAACUCAAUAAAAAUAGGCAGCUAGUUCAAUCAGAAGAAAUAAACAAGGAAUUUCAAGAAAAUGUUGGUUUACUAGAAAAUGAAGCUGAAAACUUGAUUAAUUCAAGCAACGACGUUUUUAAUAUUGAGUCUCAAAAAGUAAUUCAAUCUGAAGACUACAAUGCAUCAAAUACUCAAGCACUGCUGGAUAACAAUCAAGCGAAUAAAUCAAAAAAUUCUAAUGAAGCUAUUGAGAAAGUAAUAUUCCCGGUCACGGAUGAAAAAUCACAGCAACUCCAAGAAAGUCUUCUUGAAAACUCAAAAAUUAGUAAUAGGACUGAGGAAAAUAAUAUUAAGGAUAACACUAAUUUAGAACAGAUAUUAUUAUCCAGUAAAACGAAUGUCGAGCUCAGCAAUAAUUUACUAGAAAGUACUAGUGAGAAUAUCGAUAGCAGUUUGAAUCAAAAACAAAUAAAAGAAACAGAAAUCAUUGAGAGUUCACAAUUUGUAGUAGCUAUCAUUGAUAAUAUAAAAGCUCCAAAUGAAAGUUUUAUAGAGAGUGGAACUGACGAAAAUAAAGACGAAUGUGUAAAUAUAAUUUGUGAACCAAAAGCUUCUGAUAUUACCGAAAUAAGAAACAUAACAAAUACAUUUACGGAAGAGUUUAGUGACAUUUCUAAAAAUAUCAAAAAGAAAUUGGCAGUUUCAAAUGAUACCAAAGAAAAUGAAAUUGAGCCUCAUUUGUACAAAGAAACACAAGGUAAUCGAGGUUUAGAAGAUGUUAUUGAUGGUGAAUUAACAAGAGAAGAUAAACUAACAAACCAAGGGGAAUUGAGUAAUACUGAAAACAUUUCAGUUGGAAAUUACUCGGAUAUGAUUAAAGAAUCAGCAGAAACUGGGGCUAGUGGAAAUGUUAGUGAUACAAAAGAUUCAAAUACGGUUACAGUACUUAAUAAAAAUGAAAUAGUUGAUUCUGAAGCAGAGAAAACGCCUUUAUUAAUCGACCUGGCUGCGGAUGAAAAUAAUUCUGAAAAACGAAUGAUAUCUAAAAAUAACACUGCGUCUAUAUCUAUAGAUGGUAAUGUUGAUAAAAUUGAAGUUGUUAAGAGUGCCAUCAUACACAAAGAACAUAUUGACGAGAGUGUAAAAAUAAUUGAAAAUGAGCCUCAGCAAGUCAAAAGUCAAACGUCAACAAUACAUGAUGAAAUUAUAAUACCUGAAUACAAUGAGUUAACCGAAGAAUAUCAAACAGAUAUAAAACCACUCAAAGGUGAAGAUACAAACCAAUUGGCAGAUACUGCCAAAAUAGUUAAAGUCCAAGCAUUUAAUGAUUUAAAUUCGGGCAGUAACGAUAACAUUUUAUUGGACAAAUUAACGGUUAAAAUGAAAGAAAUUGAAUACAGUGUUACCGAAGAUGAUAAUGAUGAUGACUUAAUUGAAUCCCCGAAAAACAUAGACAGCACUGUGGUUAUUGAAGAGGUGACAUUAGAUUCAAUAAUAGAAGAAAAGGAAUUUAAUGAAAAUGAGUUCACAGAAAUUGAAACUGACAACUACAAUGAAAAUAAUGUUGAACGACCAAAUGAGGUCGUCGAAGCAAAGCAAAUUACUGUUGUAGAAAAUAUUUCUGAGUCAGAUGAGACCCCCAGUAAUAAAAUCGAUAAACAAUUGUAUAGUACAGCAGUUAUAAAUUCACAUGAAAUUAAUGAUGCGCUUGGCCAAAACGAAGAAGUAGUUGAUGAAAAUGAAAUUACUAACUACGCGUGUAAGCAGCAAUCUAAUAUAGUGUUCGAAGAAAAUCCAGCUUUGAUUAGUGAUGAAAUUGUUUUACUUGAGACCGCAAAACCAUUGAAAGUUGUAGAUGACAGAACAGAGUUUAACAAACACGAAGGAAAAUGCGUUCAAAUAUUGAAAAAAUCCUUAUUGGUAAACAUUAUAAAUCCUUUAGUGGAGUCAAGACAAAAUAUUAAAGAAAGUGAAAUUAAAGUAAAAUCCAUACAAAACGCGACGAAUGAACAGUGUGAUACAAGUUUUAAAACCGUUCAAAAUGAGGAAAACAAACGGGAUAACUUGUGUCUUAAUGAUGACAGUUUUCCAAAUAAAAACGUUAUUAACGAAGAAGUAAAAAAGUCUGACUCUAAACACGUAGAAACUGACGAAGUUGUUCCAUUUGUGAAAGAAGUAACGGAGAAAGAUAACAAAAACAAUUUAACAGUUGGUAAUAAGUUAGUCAAUGCCAUUGAUGAUACUCAAAAUGACUCUUCCACGCCUGCAACGAUAGAGAACAAAGAUAUUGCUAUAGAACAAAAAACUGAAGAAAUCGAAAAUAAUAAAUCUAAAGAUCAAACUUUAUUUCAAGAUCAGAAUAUUGUACGAAAAGUAGACGAGGACGUGAAAGAAACCGAUUUUAAGAGAUUGAAUGAUUUAGUUCUAAAUACAAAUGCAAAAUCUGUGGUGAUAACAGAUAAUGACGAAAAUGAAUGUGUUGUUGAAAAUGAAAAAUAUGAUAUAACCCCAUCGUCAACAGCGAUUGCCGUCAGUUGUGAAUCUAACGAAGAUAUCACUUGUAAAGUGAUUAAACAAUCUUUAGUAAUAUUGUCUAUGCCAUAUGAAAAAAUGGAUGAUGUUAAAUGUGAAUUUGCCUCAGAAGUUCCACUUAACGAUUUAUCAAUUAACGCAGAUGUCAAACCUCAGAAAAUAAAUUCGCAUUUACAUCAAGUCGAAAGUCUUGCUGCAACUAAAAACGAAUGUGUUCUAUUAGAAAAUGCAGAAGCACUGGAGCAAAAUCAAACUAGUUCUAUUAAAAAUUUAGUUGAUCGUGCUACAGUGGAUCAAGAAUUAAAUAAUGCAGCAAUUGGAAAUACAGUGAUUUUGUACGAAAAUGCUGAGGAUUGUAAAUUGAAGGAUGAUAAUGUGCAAACACUUGCAAAGGCAGUUUUAAGUAUAGCAGACAGUGAAAUGAAUUUAUUACUUGAAAAAACAAUUACAGAUGAAACACGAAUGGCAGAACAAGAAAAUCACAAAGACCAACAAGCCGAUAAAAACAAAGGAGUUAAUAAUGAAUUAAUAUCUGUUACCAAUUUAGAUGAAAUCGAAAAUGAUGAGACUGAUGAUAUUGAACAGAAAUCAGGAAUGGAGACCAACAACAACGCAUUAUCCGACCAAUCUCAAAUAAAAGAAAUUGUUGAAAAAUCACACGAAUCACAAAAAGAUAACACACAGUCUUCUGAUUCGAUUGAAUUAGAACAUGUUAAUGUUGCAACACAUGACACAAAUAUUGUCAAUAAUGAUAAUAUUUCAAAAACAUGCGUAGAAAAAAGUGAAACGUCGGUUGUACAAAUAAGUGAUAACGAAGAUAACCAGUUAACGAAUGACACUGUUAAUAGCCAAUAUGAAUCAAAGGUACCAAUUAUCAAAAAAGACAUUUCAGGAAAAAGUGUUACUAAGGCGCCUGAAAUUAAAAAAGAAGAAAAUCUGAUGAAAAAUGAAGAUCUUGUGAAUAACACUAUUGAAAUAAACGAAGAAACAAAACAGAAUUCAGACAAAAAACUAAAAAAGUUAGGGGGCGAUGAUGAAAAAAGUGAAGUUCAAGAGGAAAAAUUAGAGAACCAACGUAAAAUGUCUAAUGAUAUUUUACAAGAUAAGAACAAGAAAAGUAGUAUAAAACGAAAAAAUAGCCAAAAAGAAGAAAUUAGCAAAUCACUAUCAUCUGAGAACAACAUUGAACCAUUGGUGGUAGAAAAUAAAGACGGAAAAAAACUCCCAGAAGGUCCAGUUAAGACGAAAAAAGAAAAACAAGAGAAACAAGUGGUAUCAACAACUGACACAAAAGAAAAUGAAGAUUUAAUCAAUAAAGCCUACGAUAAAAAAGAAAAUAAAACUAUAGGACGGGAAAACAAUAAAUUAGAAUUAUCGAUCCAAGAUCAAGAAAAUAGUUUUGUAAAAAACAAAAAUAUUGAUAUAAAAAUUGAGAUAUCAGAGUCCAACGGUGUAGAAAAACAAGUCAAGGAUGAACAAUUGUUAUCAGAAACUGUACUAAUUAAAAAAGACGAAUGUUUAAUAAUGAAGGAAAAUCUUGUAAAUGAAGGAAAUGUCAGUACUGAAAUUACAGAUUAUAUCGAAACACAACUGAAGCCCAAUAAGGACGAAAAGAAACCUGAUAGUGAAAGUACUAAAAAUGAUACACCAAAGCGAAAAAGUAUAAAAACUGAGUUUAAAUCAGAAAGUACUAAACCUGAGCCAAGUGACCAAACAGUACAAACAUCUAAAAAAGAAGAAGCUCAAGAAAAACCUAAAUCAGAAAAUACAAUCGCGUCAUCUGAAGUUAUAGAUGACACUUUAGAGUUAAGUAGCAAAAAGGAUUCUUUGAUAACGAAUGAACCUAAAGAAUAUAAUAUCACAAGCAUGUGCGAAAAUUCGUUGAACAGUAGUAAUCUACAAAAAAGCGACGUUAAAUCAUCAGAAUUCAAAGAAAAUGACGAUUCAAAAAUUAAGGCUAAAACUAGUGUCAAAACCAAAAAUAAAUCUGAUAAAACUACAAAAGAUAAUAAUAAGCGUGGAAGUAUAAGAAAAAACUCAAGCUCAAAAGUAGAAGUACAAAAUUCUCCAUCGCCAGAAAAAUCAGAAAAAUCUGAUAACAAAAUUGGUGAAGAUAUAACUGCUGUUAAAGAUAAUCUUUUGGAACAAGAAGAAAACAAUGAAAUUGAUUUACAGAAACGACAAAUUUCAAAAUUAGAAAAAGGAAAUUCUUCAACUCUAGAUAAAGCAAUUGGACAGGAUACAAAUAGGACACUCGACAAUAUGAAUUUAUUAAUUGAUUUAACAAAAUCUACCGAAGUAGAAAACAAAGAAAGUUCAAUAAAGUUAAAUGAAAAACACGGUAGCACAAGUAGCAAUGAAGUAGGAACUUCUGAAGUACAAGUCAAAACUGAUGAUAGAUGCACAGUCGAAGUAAUGAGUGGUGUUGAACCGAUAAAAGACAGAAAAGAAAAAGGAAGUAAGAAGAAGUCAAUAAUAUCUGAGUUAACCUCUGACCAGAAAAACCAAGAGAUCCCAAAUGAUCAUUGUUUAGUUCAAACUACAACGGAUAAACUAUCACCUGAAAAAGUUGUAAUUGGAAAACAAGAAGACUUAUCCGAUACUAAAACCAUAGAUGAAAAAGAGUCAAAUGAGUAUAAAACCACUAUAGAUAACGCUGAUUUGAGUGGUGCGGAAAAAAUAAUUAGUUUAAAAAAGAUAAGGCGAAAUUCAAAAGUGAUUACAACUGACAAAGAAAACGUGACUUCUAAUGAUUUCGAUAUUGUACACGACGAAGGAUCACACUGUCCAGGCAAUGAACACCUUAGGGAUCACAACGAUGCUAUCGUAUAUGAAAAAUAUCCAAACGCCUGCGAGGGUUCACACAAACCUAGCAGUAACAUAACGUGCGACGUAGAUGAAUCUAAAAAACAUCGGUCGUAUAAAUUGCAUGACUCCGAACACUAUAGCCGUGAUCUUCAUGAUCAAAUUGUUAGAUCAAAAAGUGUAAACGAUCGAGUUAGGAUAUCAAAAACCGAUAGAACACCGUUUAGGAUGUCUGUUCAACCAGAUUUCAAAGAAAGAUUUAGCCACGAACCGAACAAACCUAUGGCGAAUAGUCACUUGAGCGUACCAGACAUGUCUUAUAAAUAUUGUACGACGCCAACCAAAUAUAGAUCACUCACACCAGAGCCGUGGCACAGCGAACGUAAGUACACUUACUCCACCGAAAGAGAAUUAUCGACCGAUAGAUACCUCAGAUCGCCCAGUCCUUAUUGCGCCAGUGAGCCAUCAACACGCUACAUGAACAGUUAUAAAAGUUUGAGCUCAGAGCCAUACUCCAAGCGAUAUUAUUCUCUAUCAACGUACCGGUGUCCUUCGGAAACAACAAUAAGGUACAGGUCCGAGGAUGAAAACUUGUACACAAGAUACGGCAUGCGAAGACGAAUCGGUUCGGACAGUAAUCUCCAUCAAUUUAGUAGACGAGAUAGAUCUUAUCACACCACUUGGAGAACGUUAGAUAGAUCACCAGUUUCGACGACCAGAUUGAACGAUGAUUUGUCUCACAGCAAAGAAAUGUUUAAACGGCUUUACUUCUGCGUUCGUUUAGUCGACCAGAACGUACCGUCGAGUUCCAGAGUAAAGUUCUGGUGCUGCGUAAUAGGCUAUCCAGAACCUCGGGUAGAAUGGUUCAGAGAAGGUCAAAAAUUAAACUGUUUCACUUAUAACGCUUCCAAAAGGUACCAAAUUAAGUACGAUAACGGAAUAGCGCAGUUGAUAAUUGAAAACGCGCGGAACUGCGAUUCUGGUGAAUACACUUGUGUGGCGAUGAACACCCAAGACAGAGUGACUACUACCGGGUUCUUAACGGUGUAUACUUCUCCGACAAUAUUUGGAGGGUCACCGGCGAGUAAAUCCCUGACGUCUUCUUAUUCGGUUGAUGGGUAUACGUCGAAAUACGUCGAUAAGUUAUACGUGUGGAACAGUGAUGACCUACGGCAAAAAACUAAGUAUGACUGGCGUUCGUUCGACGAAUCGCCUAGAUAUCCCAAGUUCAUGAGCAGUGUUAUUGCUGAUAACAUAGCAACCUACGGUGGUACCAUUGCACUUCAAGUACGGGUCCAAGGGACACCGCUGCCAAAUAUCACUUGGUUGAGAGAGUCAAAGCCACUACCGCGUACGUCCAACAAGUACAUUUACCUCGACGAGGGCGGCCUGUACACGCUGUUAGUAAAAGAAAGCACCAUCGGAGACAGCGGUACUUAUGUGUGCAGGGCGUGUAAUUUGUACGGCAGUGUCGACGUCGAGAAAAGCAUCAAAGUCGUUUCACCCCAAGACUAUUCCGGUCACAAGAACGUGAAACCUGCGAUUAUCGUGUCCAGGCCUAAAGAUCGGAUGAGCGUAGCAGUAGGCGAAGAUAUCACGGUCACGCUCAGAGUAGCCGGCGAACCUAAACCCAAAGUAAUUUGGAUGAGAGGCGCUAGAGACGUAACGUUUUUGGAUAGAUCUUCCAAAGAAACGGUUAACGACUACGUUAAGCUGUCGAUAAAACGAGCGCAGUUGUCCGACGCUGGGACUUACUUCAUUGUCGCCAAAAACAUUUACGGGUCGGACAGAGCAUUUGUGACAGUCGGGGUAAGGAAUCGGGCGAGAUCACUAACGCCACCGCGGAUCAGAAGCACCGGCGGUCGAUGGCCAAAAGACGGACAUAGUUAUUAUUAUGACGUGAACGAGGUCCCGGGCCCGGUCCAGGGCGAACCGAGGGUGUCGGACAGAGGCAAAAACCGCGUAACGCUGGAAUGGGACAAACCGGCCGUGAGGUCCGAGGCCAUUUUGGUGUACAAGGUGGAAGCUUGGUCGGACGACGACGCCGGGUGCUGGAAAGAGGUCGGUAUGACUGCGGCGAAUAAUUUGGACGUGUACAACUUGAAACCGGAAACGGGAUACAAAUUUCGAGUGACCGCUCGCAACAGGUUCGGAUGGGGCGAGCCGGCGAUGACAUCAGACUACGUGGUCAUGGAUGAACCGGAACGUUUGCCCGAAUUCGUUCAGCCCUUGCCCGGAGAAACAAAAGUGCUGGUCAACGACAGCGAAACGCUACACUGUCACGUGCGCGGCACGCCAAAACCUCAAGUCAAGUGGUUCAAAGACGGCGAGCUGGUGACUGGGAGGUACGCUCAAGGGUACACGGAAAGGGGUAAGUGCACGUUGACGAUAACAAACGCCGGAGACGACGACGGCGGACGGUUCGUGUGCGAGGCCACCAACGACCAAGGAAGGAUUUGCACUUACACGGUGGUAGAGGUGAUCGCCAACAGCGAAAUCGUAAAAGCAGAACGUAGACUUCACGAAUGUCUCAUGAAAGAUAACGAGUACUUAGAAAUGGAGCCUAAGUUUACUAAAAAACUAAUUAACCGUCGGGUCGAAGCCAACGAAACUGUUCGGCUGUCUUGUCAGGUGACUGGGUUGCCGGUGCCAUCGGUGUCGUGGAGCAAAGAAGGUCGACCGGUGGAUUUCUCAUCGGGUCAUAUAAACGUAAGUCAGGACUCGGAUAAUUUCUGUACGCUGGAACUGGUCGAUGUGAAACCGGACGACGACGGAUCCUAUACGGCAACUGCAUCCAACGCAUUGGGGUCGGUGUACACUAGUUGCAUUUUGGAAGUGAUCAACAAGCACCGUGGAGACCCUCCGGCUCCUGAAUUCCUGUUUGGUCUUCCCGACAGUCUGGAAGCCACAGACGCCAUAGCGCUUAGCGCGCAAGUCGACGAUUUUCGUCCCGUCAAAGCCGAAUGGUUCAGAGACGACGUUCAGCUGAGAAACGGACGGAGGGUGGACAUCGUUACGGAUCAUGAUGGCAAACUAGAACUUAGGAUCGCCGAGGUCACAAAACGGGAUUCGGGUGUUUACACUUUGAGGGUGUCCAACGACAACGGUACGGUGAAGAGUUGUUGUGACGUCACCGUGAAUGAACGCAAACACAAGCACUUAAGUGAUCUACCUAUAUCGUCAACGACGGAACUAUAUUCGAAGAUACCAAAGUUCGUGGUGAAACCCAAAUUCCAAGAGGUCGAAGAGGGAACCGAGGUGAUCAUUGAUUCAGAAAUAGUCGGCGAUCCGGUGCCAAAGGUCACGUGGCUUCGGGACGGAUUAAAGCCCGAAUACUAUCGAGACGGCUCGGAGUUUCUGUGCGUUUCCGCCGGAAGCCGAUACCAGUUGAAAAUACCUCACGUCAAGCUCAGCCACACGGGAACGUACACGCUGCUGGCCUCCAAUCCGCAUGGACAGAUCAAAACGCUGAUAUCGGUUCAAGUGUUCUCGACGGGGCACGGCAAGAAAACUAUGGAAAAUGGCAUCGACCGCACAACUGUGGAAAGGUUACCGAGAAUAAGCCGGGGAUUGGCGGAUGUGGUUUGCUCGGAAAACGACAGCGUGUCGUUCGAAUGCAAAUUGAACAUCACACCGGAAGCGGAUGUUAGAUGGCACAAAGACGGCAAACUGGUCAGAUUGGGUAAAGAGUUCAGGUCCGAGCUGGUCAAUAACGAUACGGCUCGUCUGGAAAUAACCAAAGUCGGCCCUUUGCACCAAGGCGUUUACACGUGCACCGCGUUCAACGAACUGGGACAAGACUCGACGUCCGCGCGACUGACACUGGCGGGUUCUGAUGAGACACAGUCGAAAGCGGUGAACGGACAGGGAGAAACCAUGAUCAGCUCGCCAGUACUUGCAGGCGAGUGCAACGACAGGGGCACCAAAAGAUUGAAAAGGAGCAGCGCGCCAAAAUUCUACGCCGUGCUCCACGACAAGAUAGUGGAUGUCGGGGACACGGUCCGGUUUCAAUGCAGCGUGUCCGGCUAUCCACCGCCUUGGUCGUCGUGGGAAAAGGACGGGCAACCGAUCGGUGUGAACAGCAGGAUGAAAAUCCGCGAGGACGAAGACUAUAGGUCCUUGGAAAUAUUCGACAUCGUCGCUGAAGACGCAGGACUUUACAGGGUUACUGUGGAAAACAAAUACGGCAAGAUACAGGCGACUGCAAAACUCCAAGUGCUACCGAGUCACAACGUGCAGGAAGACGUUCAGAUUACCGCGAAAUCAUCGCCUCGGCCAAACGGAUCGAGGAAACAGUCGGGGUCCACGGCUUGCUCCGGAGACAAUUUCACUUUGAGUUGUGACAUUAGGGGUAACUCCAUGUCGGAUGUUACCUGGUACAAAAACAACGAAGAGAUAAAACCCGACGAACGGGUGACGGCCAGCAGGGACGAAUUGGCCGCCAGACUUUCGAUUUCCAACCUGGAGCCCGGCGAUUCCGGUGUGUACACUUGCAUAGCGAGAUCCGAGUCCGGAGUGACCAGAUGUUCCACGGAACUGUCCGUGUUCGACGCGAACACCGCCAAAGACUCUUACUUACAACCACCGAUAUUUGUCGAAGGUCUUGUUCCUAAACUGGUCGUUCGAGAAGGCGAAAGAUUCGAGUUGCCCGUAAAACUUCAAGGUGCAGUUCCUAUGAGUAUAGCAUGGUUCAAAGACGACUUGCCCAUUCCUGAUUGCGAAGACUUCACUUAUGUCACAGGCGAUGACGGCGUGUUCAGUUUGUCCAUAGCGGAUCCCUUCAGCGCAGACAGCGGCACGUAUAGCUGCAAGGUUUUGAACACAUUUGGCGAGGCAGUUUCCUAUGGAGAACUUUUAGUACAAGAAGUCGUGUCGGAUACCGCCGAUGACCAACAGAUAACUAAAGAAUUCAACAACAAUCUGAGUUUGACAGACAAACUGCACCGUGAAAGUCAAGAAACGCCCACCACCCUGCCGGCUACCAUCCUGUGGGGACCUUGCGACACGACCGUGAUGCGUGGAGCAAAAAUUAUUUUGGAAACGUCGUACGCCGGUACUCCUGAACCGCGAAUACAGUGGCUCAGAGCGGGUAAAGUUCUGGAGUCCGACGAACACCUGCGCAUAACCAACUUGGACGGAAUAUCCAGUUUGACCAUCGAAUCGAUCACAGCCGACGAUUGUGGCAAGUACGUGGUCCGCGUCGACAACGAACUGGGAAACGAUUAUCACUACGCUUCGGUGGCCGUAGAAGGACCGCCAGACCCGCCGGCCGGCAGACCCGUGGUCUCCGUGUCGGAAACCAGCGCGGACGUAACGUGGUCAAGUCCGGCUUACGAUGGCGGUUGCAUGGUGACCGGUUACAGCGUGGAAGUCCGACCGUUCAACCAGACCGAGUGGAAACUAGUGGCCGACAGGUGUUAUUCUUUAUCUCAUAUUGUCCGCGGUCUGGCGCCCGGGGAGUCGUACGUUUUUCGUGUAAGAGCCGAGAACAUGCACGGGUCGAGCGAAGCCAGUCUGGAGUCCAUACCGGUGUACAUACUUCAAACCGAUUACGGUAACACCUUGGUGCCGAAAAAAGUGACCAUCGAAAGCGGCGACCUGUUCACCAGCCAGUACGAGGUGCUCGACGAACUGGGAAAAGGCCGGUACGGUGUGGUGCACAAGGUGAAGGAGCGCGACUCGAGCAAGUACUUUGCGGCCAAGUUCGUCAGGUGCAUCAAGGCCAAGGACAAGGAAAAGGCGCAAGAAGAAGUGGACAUCAUGAACUGCCUGAGGCAUCCGAAACUGUUGCAGCUCGAGGCGGCUUUCGAAAACGCCCGGGAAGUCGUUAUGGUCACCGAAUAUAUUUCCGGCGGGGAGCUGUUCGAACGGGUAGUGGCCGACGACUUCACGCUGACCGAAAAAGACUGUAUUCUGUUCACCAGACAAAUAUGCGAGGGCGUCGACUAUAUGCACAAGCAAAACGUCGUACACCUGGACCUGAAACCGGAAAACAUCAUGUGCCAGUCGAGGACUUCACAUCAGAUAAAGUUGAUCGAUUUCGGUUUGGCGCAGAUCAUCCAACCCGGGCAGCCCGUCCGGGUGCUUUUCGGCACGCCGGAGUUCAUCCCGCCCGAGAUCAUCAGCUACGAACCGAUCGGCCUGGAGUCGGACAUGUGGUCCGUCGGAGUGAUUUGCUACGUGCUCCUGUCCGGUUUGUCGCCUUUCAUGGGAGACAACGACGCCGAGACGUUCACCAACAUCACCAAGUCGGAGUUUGAUUUCGACGACGAGGCGUUCGACGCCAUAUCGCAAGACGCUAAAGAUUUUAUAAGUUCCCUGUUGAUCAAAAGAAAAGAAAAAAGACUUACCGCCAAAGAGUGUUUGAAACACAAAUGGUUAGCGCAACAGGACAUGGACAUGAGAUGUGUGAUACUCAGCACUGACAAAUUGAAAAAGUUCAUUAUCAGGCGAAAAUGGCAGAAGACUGGCAACGCUAUCCGAGCCCUGGGCAGGAUGGCCACUCUGUCGGCGGCCAGCAGACGAGGCGGAGGCGGCGGCACCGGCGGCGUUUACCAGCACUAUAAAAUGACCAGUCUGAGCGAAGAAGAUUCGGGCGGCGAAACCGGCGGUCAGCACAGCAACGCGUUGGUGGCCCGCGUUGUUGCCCCUUGUUACCCCGUGGAAUCGCCGGCCGCCCGCGUGGCCGCCAAGCCGUGUGACGCGCGUAGCGACAGCGGCAUAAGCGAUUGCUCGUCGCUGAACGUGCCGCCGCCGCCGCACGCCAAGUACGCCCCCGACGAGAUCCGCGCGAUCACCGAGGAAACGCCCGACCGCGCUGACCGUGUGACGGUGUCCGCAGGUGGGGACGGUGUCCAGGCCAAGGAGAACGGGCUGAAGUUCAAAGGGCUGACCAGGACGGCGCAGGACAAGCCCAGAGAAGCCCGCAAGGACGCCGUCCGACUGCAGACCAUGGACAAUUUCAAAAAAGCCGUAGCCUUUUGGAAACAGUGACGUCACAGCGAUUAUUUUACUUAACGCGUUUAUUUUUUUUUUUUUUAAUAUUUUGAAUGUAUGUUUUUUUUUUUUUAACUCUAAUAUACGUAUAUUUGUUAACGUGUUAUCCGUGUAUGUAUACAAUGUUAAUUUGCCAAAGCUUAGAUUCUAAACUAAAAUAUCUAUUGUAUAUGUUGUCUAUGUUUUUUUUUUUUAAGAAU